UUACUUACCGUUUUGGUCCCUGACAGCAAAAACCCUGUCAUCUCUCUCUCCUCUUAAAACCCUUCCACUCGACUCCAGCCUCCUUCUUCAGUCUUCACUUUCCCCAUUUUCUCUCUCCUCCCACUUCUUCAAUUUGCAGACAUUUCUAUCAUUAUCUUCCUCAACCCAUUUCUUUAAACCCUAAAAAAAAUGGGUUAUUGCAUGCAUCAAUUUUCCGACAAAUUGAUUUCACCUUCACUCCCUAAACCCCAAAAUCCCUACUUUUCAAAAUUAACCCCUUCUCAAUUCACCCUUUUUCAAUUCAAAAACUCUUUGUUUUCAUCCUCUUCUGCUCUGAGUUUGCGUCUUCAUCCUUCAGUUAAACAGUUAUGGAGUUUAAAAAAUAGGGUUGCUUCAAUCAGGAGUGAAAAUGGUGGUGUACCAAAAAACCCAGAAAAAACUGUGCAAAAAACUGGGAAAAGAACUGAUUUGAAGAAGAUUAUGAUUCUGGGUGCAGGACCAAUUGUGAUUGGACAAGCUUGUGAGUUUGAUUAUUCAGGUACACAAGCGUGUAAAGCAUUGAAAGAAGAAGGGUAUGAAGUUGUUCUGGUAAAUUCUAACCCUGCUACUAUUAUGACUGAUCCUGAUUUAGCUGAUAGAACUUAUAUUACACCAUUAACUCCUGAUUUAGUUGAACAAAUUUUGGAAAAAGAAAGACCUGAUGCUUUACUUCCUACAAUGGGUGGACAAACUGCUUUGAAUUUAGCUGUUGCAUUGGCUGAGAGUGGGGCAUUGGAUAAGUAUGGGGUGGAGUUAAUCGGGGCGAAGUUAGAUGCUAUUAAGAAGGCUGAGGAUAGGGAGUUGUUUAGGGAUGCUAUGAAGAAUAUCGGCGUAAAGACGCCUCCUUCGGGUAUUGGAACUACUAUUGAUGAGUGUUUUGAGAUUGCUAGUAAGAUUGGGGACUUUCCUUUGAUUAUACGGCCUGCUUUUACGUUGGGGGGUACCGGAGGGGGGAUUGCGUAUAAUAGGGAGGAGUUUGAGGCGAUUUGUAAGUCGGGUUUGGCUGCUAGCUUGACUACUCAAGUGUUGGUGGAGAAAUCUUUGUUGGGUUGGAAGGAGUAUGAAUUGGAGGUUAUGAGGGAUUUAGCUGACAAUGUGGUUAUUAUAUGUUCUAUUGAGAAUAUUGAUCCUAUGGGAGUGCAUACAGGGGACUCCAUUACGGUUGCCCCUGCUCAGACUUUGACUGAUAAGGAGUACCAGCGGCUUAGGGAUUACUCCAUUGCUAUUAUAAGGGAGAUUGGAGUUGAAUGUGGUGGUUCGAAUGUCCAGUUUGCGGUCAAUCCUGUGGAUGGAGAAGUGAUGGUCAUUGAGAUGAAUCCUAGGGUGUCCAGAUCAUCUGCACUUGCGUCUAAGGCUACUGGUUUUCCAAUUGCGAAGAUGGCUGCUAAGUUGUCGGUUGGCUAUUCUUUGGAUCAGAUUCCAAACGACAUUACAAGGAAAACUCCUGCAAGUUUUGAGCCUUCCAUUGAUUAUGUGGUGACAAAGAUACCUCGAUUUGCAUUUGAGAAAUUCCCAGGUUCUCAGCCAAUUCUAACUACUCAGAUGAAGUCUGUUGGCGAGGCCAUGGCCUUAGGUCGCACUUUUCAGGAGUCUUUUCAAAAGGCAGUGAGAUCUUUAGAACUCGGCUACUCGGGUUGGGGCUGCGGCAAGAUAAAGGAGCUGGAUUGGGAUUGGGAGCAGCUGAAAUACAAUCUCCGUGUUCCAAACCCCGAUCGCAUCCAUGCUGUUUAUGCUGUAAUGAAGAAAGGCAUGAAAGUUGAUGAAAUUCAUGAAUUGAGUUUUAUAGAUAAAUGGUUUCUUACCCAGCUCAAAGAACUAGUUGAUGUGGAGCAAUUCCUUUUAGCUCAAAAACUGCCUGAUCUGACGAGGGAUGAUUUCUAUGAGCUGAAGAAAAGAGGUUUCAGUGACAAGCAAAUAGCCUUUGCAACUAACUCGACAGAGAAAGAAGUCCGUGCUACAAGGUUGUUGUGUGGUGUUGCCCCAACUUACAAGCGUGUUGAUACCUGCGCUGCAGAAUUUGAGGCUAAUACUCCCUACAUGUAUUCCUCGUAUGAUUUUGAGUGUGAAUCAUCUCCUACUCAAAAGAAGAAGGUUUUAAUCCUAGGUGGUGGACCAAACCGUAUAGGUCAAGGGAUUGAGUUUGAUUAUUGCUGCUGCCAUACUUCAUUUGCCCUUCAGAUUGCGGGGUAUGAGACCAUCAUGAUGAACUCGAACCCUGAGACUGUAUCCACAGAUUAUGACACAAGUGAUCGGCUUUAUUUUGAACCUCUUACAGUUGAAGACGUUCUCAAUAUUAUUGACCUUGAACGACCAGAUGGCAUCAUUGUGCAGUUUGGCGGGCAAACCCCCUUGAAGCUUGCACUGCCUAUCCAACAGUAUUUGGAUGAGAACAAGCCUAUGAGUGCUAGUGGGGCGGGCCCAGUUCGCAUAUGGGGAACAUCACCCGACUCCAUUGAUGCAGCCGAGGAUAGGAAAAGGUUCAAUGCUAUCUUGGACGAGUUGAAGAUUGAACAGCCGAAGGGGGGCAUUGCAAGUAGUGAAGCUGAUGCUCUUAAAAUUACAGCGGAUAUUGGUUACCCUGUUGUUGUGAGGCCUUCCUAUGUCCUUGGUGGUAGGGCAAUGGAAAUAGUAUAUAAUGACGAAAAACUGAUGACUUAUCUUGAGAAUGCCGUUGAGGUAGAUCCAGAGCGACCUGUUCUCAUUGACAAGUAUCUCAUUGAUGCAGUUGAAAUUGACGUUGAUUGUUUAGCUGAUGCAUAUGGUAAUGUGGUCAUUGGUGGGAUUAUGGAGCACAUCGAGCAGGCUGGGGUGCACUCUGGUGAUUCAGCAUGUUUUCUCCCCACCAAAACUAUUUCAUCUUCGUCCUUGGAGACCAUCAGGUCUUGGACAAUGAAAUUGGCAAAACGUCUGAAUGUUUGUGGCCUAAUGAAUUGUCAAUAUGCCAUCACAACAUCAGGGGACGUUUUCUUGCUUGAGGCCAAUCCUCGUGCAUCACGCACCGUUCCAUUUGUAUCCAAGGCAAUUGGACACCCUUUAGCUAAAUAUGCUUGUUUGGUUAUGUCUGGGAAGUCUCUUGGUGAUCUGAAUUUCACGAAGGAGGUUAUCCCGAAACAUGUAUCUGUGAAGGAAGCCGUUCUGCCAUUUGAGAAAUUUUCUGGUUGUGAUGUGUUGUUGGGCCCUGAGAUGCGAAGUACCGGUGAAGUUAUGGGUAUUGCCUAUGACUAUUCCCUCUCUUUUGCUUUGGCCCAGAUUGCUGCUGGACAAAAGCUACCAUUUUCCGGUACUGUGUUCUUGAGUUUGAAUGAUUUGACAAAACCUCAUCUUCCUGCUAUCGCACGUGCUUUUCUAGGCCUCGGGUUCAGCCUCGUCUCUACCUCAGGAACAGCUCACGUUCUCGAAUUAGAGGGCAUACCUGUCGAGCGGGUGUUGAAGAUGCAUGAAGGAAGACCUCAUGCAGGGGAUAUGGUUGCAAAUGGGCAGAUCAAUUUGAUGGUGAUUACAAGCUCCGGUGACGAUAUUGAUCAGAUUGAUGGACGAGCUCUGAGAAGAAUGGCUCUAGCUUAUAAGAUUCCGAUCAUAACAACCGUUGCUGGUGCUCUAGUGACGGCAGAGGCAAUCAAGAGCUUAAAGUCUAGCCCUGUGAAAAUGUAUGCUCUCCAGGACUUCUUCCAAGACACAGCCGAAAGUGGUGCAUCUAAGAAAUUGCAGUCUGUAUCUUAAGCUUCACGACUAAUACUCUGGCGGUCGAGGUAGGUAAUAACUCCAUUGUCAAACUUGGAUGAGUUUAAAUAUCCUUUCUAAGUUAUUAUUUGAUGGUAACUGUAUUAUGUAUCAUAAAUUGAUGGUUGUAGUAUUAGUGAUUGAAUGUGGAUUUUUCGUUGCCCACAAAGUAGUUUGGGGCUAUUAACCUGUAAUUGAGGAACAAAUUUUGAUUUUCCA
Messenger RNA from Beta vulgaris subsp. vulgaris (sugar beet), 3978 nucleotides. Its product is annotated as carbamoyl-phosphate synthase large chain, chloroplastic. Gene Ontology annotation, cellular component: cytoplasm. Gene Ontology annotation, biological process: L-glutamine metabolic process. NCBI's taxonomy places the organism in Eukaryota, Viridiplantae, Streptophyta, Magnoliopsida, Caryophyllales, Amaranthaceae. The record is from RefSeq and is a predicted model, not a curated record. The transcript is spliced from 3 exons. Gene Ontology annotation, molecular function: ATP binding; metal ion binding. Bases 190 to 3759 code for a protein of 1189 amino acids.